This is a messenger RNA of Bipolaris oryzae ATCC 44560, 735 nucleotides long. RefSeq lists its product as uncharacterized. NCBI's taxonomy places the organism in Eukaryota, Fungi, Ascomycota, Dothideomycetes, Pleosporales, Pleosporaceae. Gene Ontology annotation, biological process: chromatin remodeling. The transcript has a single exon. The coding region runs from base 1 to 735 and encodes 244 amino acids. The record is from RefSeq and is a predicted model, not a curated record. Gene Ontology annotation, cellular component: Ino80 complex.
AUGACCACGAAAUCUCCAAAGACUCUCGUCGUCACUCUCAAGUUGCCAGCAGACUCCCUAACCAGGUUCGCCCGCCCGCCCACGCCGGCGCCUAGCGACCAAGCAAAGCCUUCUCCAUCAACGCCCACGCCGCAAAUCGUCGAGUCUGCGCCUGCUGACGACACGCCCGCCGACGACACUAUCAUCAUGAACGACGCCAGCACUCCGUCGUCGCUUGCUCCUCCCACUGCCAAGAGGAAGGGGCCAAAGCCCGGCACCAAGCGGACUGCUGCUCAGAUGGAGGCUGGCUCCAACGCCGGAACUCCCAAGCAACCCAAGGCCAAGCCCGGGCCAAAGAGGAAGAAGAUGGGCGACAUCAUCAACGAUCCGAAUUCCAAGCCAUCCUUUGCCGCAACCCCGGCCAUUAACAAGGCAGGGCCAAAGGCAAAUCUCGGAGCCAUCAAUGAGCGCCUUCGCGCCCUUGACAGGUCAGGCGCAAAGUGCCGUCGCUGGGAGAAGAAGGGCUUUCAGGUUCGCAGCUUCACCGGCGUUCUCUGGCAGGUCCCUACAUAUCAACCCGGUCGAGCCUCCGCCUUUGCCGACGAUGUCAAGAGCGACAGCACCGGCACCAGCGACUCCAAGCUAAAGGACGAGAGCAGCGCAAUCAGCGACAAGAGCGGGCUCAAUGGCGACAGUGCAUCAGUACAAACGCCCAUGAACGGCAUUGCCAGCUCGCCGGCGCCCAUUGCCGCUUGA